AUGGCGGCAGAAGCGCCCCUCAGCAACGAAGGCUCCGCCGAGCCCCGAGAUCUUCAAGUCUCCAGCACCCUGCCUUCAGAAGUUGCCCAAUGCCUUCAAAACGCACGAUUCCUUCACCUGGCAACAUGCACGAAUCUCUUCCCCCACGUCUCCCUGAUGAACUACACCUACCUGCCCAACAGCCCCUACUCCACGACACCUACGAUAAUUAUGACCACAAACCCUUCCUCCAAGAAAACCCUCAAUUUAAUCUCGAACCCACACGUCUCGCUUCUGGUCCACGAUUGGGUCUCCCACCGACCGCCAACUACGAAUCGUCGGGGUUCCACAGCAGCAGGAGACCGUGCAGGCUCUCCACCUCCUGAGGCUUCACGAUCCUCGCUCGCUGCACUACUGUUGAAUUUGAAUACGAGCGCGAUGUCUAGUAUCUCUGCGACGAUCAAUGGGGAGGCAAGACUGGUGGAGAGAGGCACGGAGGAGGAGAGGUAUUAUAAGGAGAUGCAUCUGGACAAUAAUACGUUUAGUGAGGGGGAGGAGCAGAAUCCUGGUCAGGGUGAUUGGGAUGUGAGGGAGAGGCAGGAUGGAGGGAGAGGGAUGUAUAUUGAGGGGGAGGAGGUGAGAGUUGUGGUGGUGAAGAUCACGGAUGGGAGAGUUAGCGACUGGAAGGGCGGGGUUAGGGAUUGGACUUUGGCCGACGUAGAGAACAAUAUUGACGGAGAGGCGUUGGUCAACGGGGUUGCUGGGUCGUAA
Messenger RNA from Hyaloscypha bicolor E, 750 nucleotides. RefSeq lists its product as uncharacterized. The coding region runs from base 1 to 750 and encodes 249 amino acids. Gene Ontology annotation, cellular component: cytoplasm; nucleus. Lineage: Eukaryota; Fungi; Ascomycota; Leotiomycetes; Helotiales; Hyaloscyphaceae. The transcript has 2 exons. The record is from RefSeq and is a predicted model, not a curated record.